AUGGCUGAUGAAAUCGCUCCAGAUGUGUUGUCCGUAAAGGGCAAGAAGGUCCUUCACAUCGACCGAAAUGAUCACUAUGGCGGAGAGGCUGCGUCCGUAAACAUUGAAGCUCUCUUCAAGAAAUAUGGCAACUUCAAAGAGGGGGAAGAACCGUGGAAGAAAUAUGGUCGAGUCAAUGACUGGAACGUUGAUCUCGUCCCCAAGCUUCUGAUGGCCAACGGAGAGCUCACGAAUAUCCUCGUUUCAACCGAUGUCACACGAUAUCUUGAAUUCAAGCAGAUUGCAGGCAGUUUCGUACAGCAAGGCUCUGGUCCCCGGGCUACAGUUGCCAAAGUCCCUUCAACCGCAACCGAAGCCCUUAGUUCACCUUUGAUGGGGUUGUUCGAAAAGAGGCGUGCGAAGAAAUUCCUGGAAUUUGUGGGCGCUUUUGAGGAGAACGAUCCUGCUACACACAAUGGACUCAACCUGAACAAAGUCACCAUGAAGGAAGUCUAUGACAAAUUCGGUCUCGAGGCGACAACUAGAGACUUCAUUGGACAUUCAAUGGCUCUCUAUUCCACUGAUGAAUAUAUCAACAACCCUGGCCAAGCCAAGGAGACAGUUGAAAGGAUUCGUCUCUAUGCAAACUCAAUGGCACGCUACGGGAAAUCUCCAUAUAUCUACCCAUUGUAUGGUCUAGGUGAGCUCCCGCAAGGUUUUGCUCGCCUUUCCGCCAUAUACGGUGGUACCUACAUGCUCAACACUUCCGUUGAUGAGUUUUUGUACGACGGAAGCAAGAUCAGCGGGAUCAAGGCUACAAUGAAGGAGAGGGGCGAAGAAGGUGACGGCUUGAAAUUCACUACCAAGACCAAGAUGAUACUUGGAGAUCCAUCUUACUUCCCCGGAAAGGUGCAAGUGGUGGGACAUUUGCUGAAAGCGAUCUGCAUCCUGAAUCAUCCAAUCGACAAGGCUCCCGACGCAGAUUCUCUUCAACUUAUUAUCCCUCAAUCUCAAGUCGGCCGCAAGAAUGACAUUUAUAUCGCGGUGGUUUCAUCAGCACACAAUGUCUGCCCCAAAGGCUACUACAUCGCCAUUGUAUCGACAAUUGCAGAGUCAUCCGCCAACCAUCAUUUGGAACUUCAGCCUGGUAUCGAACGUCUCGGUCGCAUCGAAGAGAAAUUCCAAGGUCCCCCAAUCCCACUCUACCAACCCCUUGAGAGUGGAAUGAACGAUCAGAUAUUCAUCUCUAACAGUUUUGACGCUUCAAGUCACUUUGAGACAGUCACGGAAAAUGUCAGAGACAUCUACCGACGAGCUAUGGGAGAAGAACUCAAAGUCGAGGGCCUCAGGGAAGGACAAACCCUGGCAGAGGAAUAA
Exophiala aquamarina CBS 119918 is the source of this 1356-nucleotide messenger RNA. RefSeq names its product acetyltransferase. NCBI's taxonomy places the organism in Eukaryota, Fungi, Ascomycota, Eurotiomycetes, Chaetothyriales, Herpotrichiellaceae. The record is from RefSeq and is a predicted model, not a curated record. The transcript is spliced from 5 exons. Gene Ontology annotation, biological process: protein transport; small GTPase-mediated signal transduction; vesicle-mediated transport. Bases 1 to 1356 code for a protein of 451 amino acids. Gene Ontology annotation, cellular component: cytoplasm. Gene Ontology annotation, molecular function: Rab GDP-dissociation inhibitor activity.